This is a messenger RNA of Mytilus californianus (California mussel), 2372 nucleotides long. RefSeq lists its product as uncharacterized. The record is from RefSeq and is a predicted model, not a curated record. Bases 107 to 1138 code for a protein of 343 amino acids. Gene Ontology annotation, molecular function: protein binding. Lineage: Eukaryota; Metazoa; Mollusca; Bivalvia; Mytilida; Mytilidae. The transcript is spliced from 5 exons.
GAAGUUUAAACUGAAUAUCAUUUAUGUUGCAAGCUAUUGAAAGAAACGCAAAAGAAGUAAUUUAGAUGUGUCUGACGAUUUUGUAAAACAAUAUUCAAACGACAAUAUGGCAUGCAAUAUCUGUAAAAAAGAAAAACUCUCCAGCGAGUUCCCGCCCUUCAAUGCAACAGAAGUGUGUGAUCAUCCGUGCCUUACCUGCUUAAGGUGUUUAGUUAACUACGUUGCUAAAAAUGAAGUUUGUCCACAUCCUGGGUGCAAUAAAGAAGUUAAAAGAACAUCCGAGACCAUCAGUCUUUUUCAAGAAAUUUUAGACGAUAUGUUUACCGAGUAUGACACGGAAUACACACCACAAGUUGACUUGUCAGAUGGAAAAUCUUUUAUAAACGUUACAGGAUUGACCGGAUCGUCAAUAACAAUAGCUUUCUCACCACAAAUGACCGUUUUAGACCUGAAACGGAAAAUUCAGACUCAACUUGGUCACACACCAAGCAAACAAAGGCUCUUGUACAAAGACAAAGAAAUGGAAACAUAUGACAAAAACAGAUGUCUUAAAAGCUUAUUAGAUUAUGGAGUUGAAGCAAACACUGCAGUAUGCCUGGUGAUAUGCCUGUAUGCCAUACCCGACAAUUUUGACCACGUGGUUUUUGACCUGUUUUGGGGAUUUCCAGUAAAUGGUGUAGAUUUUUUAGAUGCAUCGUGCCUAUUGUUUAGUGGUACUAAUUUUGUCGAAGUCGUCGAUUACUGCCAUGGUCUUGCAACAAAUAAAGCUUUAAAUCAUUCUGGUGACAUCAUGGAUCACAAAGCAAGUCGAGGACACCACGUCAUUGAUGUUUAUUUACAGAAGAUCCCUAAACAAAUAACACAUUUAUUUUUUACACUGAGCGCUUUUGGUUCACCAAACAUUUCAAAAUAUCGCAGUCCAAGUCUCCGUUUUUAUGAAGCAUCAGAACCAAAUACAGAUUUGUGCACGACAACGUUUACACACGCAAAUUACUCCCAAGCCGUAGUGAUGUGUUCAAUGUCCAAUGCUCGAGGGUCUUGGGAGAUAUUCGAUUCUGGAAAGCUAUCGCCAGGAAAUGCAAUGGACUAUAAACCUUUGCAAGCCACCAUCAAGCAACUGGUUUCAUCUGGCUACUAAUACAUAUAAAUCAUAUUAUCUUAUAUCCUACAACUUAAGGAUAGCCAGUAUUAAAAGCAAUAUCAUUUAAUGUUUCAACAUUUUUCUGAUGAAAUAAAGUAAACAAUGCACUAUCAGCAUUUUUUGUUUAAUCAUUAAUUUUUUUAAAAGUGAUUGUUCUUCUACUUAUUUUAAUUCUUUUGAACUAAAUACUUAUAUAUACAUGUAUGUUUAUUUGUAAUGGUAUGACAUAUCAAGUGUUCACAAAACUAUAUGAAAGUUUGAUACACCAAAUAUUGCUAUAUUGCUCGGCAAUAAAGGGACUUAUUGGUAACGUUCAAAACUAGUAAAAUAUUCCUUGGAGGGAUUUGAUUUACAAGCAAUACUGCAGUGCAUUGGGAUUAAGGAUGGAUAUCAUAUUUUGCUCAGCAGAAACUUGAAGUGUUCAGAUUUUACUAUAAGCUUAAAAACACAGUUAGUCUUCGCAUUUUGUUUAUGGUCGAGACGAAAAUGUAGAUCCUGGAACUUUUUAAAAAUGUGGAAAAUUAUUUCGCAAUAUGUCAGUAGAAAACUAAAUGCAGCCAGGAAUCAGCAAAGAACUGUUUUUUUUAAAGUAAUUAAAAGUAAAAUACGAAUUAGUGAUGAACAGUCAUGGUUUAUCAAAUUUUGGAAUGGUACAAUUCGAAUGUAAAUAGUUAUGACUUCAUAAACUUUGCAAGUAGAACAAUCUUCUGAACUCCUAUGUUGUUAACUUUAUGGCACGCCACCUACAUAGAUAUUUUGGUAAACAUAGAUGUGGAACUUAACACUAAAGGAAUACAUUUGUCCAUUUUGUCAUAAUCUAGUUAAAGAUGAGAUACAUACACGUUUAGGAUUAAUCGUGACAUUUACAGUGUCUUGAGGUUUAUCAUCAGAGCUAUGGUUGUCAAUAAUUCAUUUUUUCACAAAAAUGUACCCAGAUCAAAUGAAGUAAAUACAAUUAUGAGUAUAUUUUACAUAAAAAAUGCUAUUAAUUAUAUAUAAUCUAUGUCUACAUUGGUAAUUUGUAAAAAAAAAAUAAGAUUUUUUUGUGUGUAUUUUUUGUGUGUGUGGUAAAUAUAACAAUUGUCACAAAGUGCGUUAUUAAUGGGUGCAUUUAAUUCUAAUUGUUAAUAGAGUAAAGCAUUGUAAUAUGUUUGAUACCUUCAAAAGUUAUCGAUAAGGUUAUACAAUACUUAACGGAGGAAAAAUGAAAUAAAAUAAUCAAAUAAAUCAA